UCGAGUUCUUCGCCAAUCUCAGAGGCGUCCCCCGGAAACUUCUUUCGUCCGAGAUCGAAACAUGCAUUCAACACUGUCAACUCGAAAAGUAUAAAGAUCAGUGUUGUGCUUAUUAUAGCCAUGCGACAACGUUGAAGAUGAAAUUAGCCAUUUCUAUGAUUGGAAAGCCAGUGUUGGUCGUUUUAGACGAACCGACCGAGGGAACUGAUCCGGUUACCAAGCAAAUAAUAUGGGACGCCUUGGACGAAAUCAAAAAGAAUGGCUGUUCUGUUUUAAUUACAACUCGCAGUAUGGAAGAAUGUGAAGCGUUGUGCGAUAGAAUUAUGGUGAUGAUUCGUGACAAAAUCAAGUAUUUCGGGAACUUGGACGGAUUCAAAAGCCAAUAUUCUGGCUAUAUCGUGGCGAUUACUCUGGAAGAAACGCCAAGGUAUAUCCGUGAUUUAGAUAAAUUGCGAAAAAUAAUGCAUUCCACUUUUGGCGGUCAUGACGACAUCGAGAACCGAGAAUUACUGGUGUACAAAACAACAGUUGACAUCACUUUAUACCAAAUGUUUUAUGCCAUGGAUCGCAUAAAAACGGCCAAUCCCAUUGUACUCCGCUACACUAUCAGUAAUAUGACUUGGGAACAUAUUAUUACAUAGCAAGAAAAUAAAUAAAUUAUAUUAUGUUGUUAAACUUUACAUUUAGUUGUUAGAAACCAAUUCCAAAAAUCCAAAGAGGAUCUAAAGAUACCUAAACAUUAUUGUGCAAUGUGCAUUUUGUGUACUGUAAAUACAAUGCUAAAAAAGUGAUAGUUUUACCUUAUAAUAAAUAAAUAGGUCGAAACUGUAAAAUCAACAAGAAUACUAGAAAUCCUAACCCGUCCUAUUGUACAGUUUUAUUACGCCUAAUCGGGCAAUUUGUACAAAAAAUAAUAUACAACGCAGUAUUAACAAUAAUAAAAAAAAAAUGGACAAUAAGAAGAAGACUAAAAUAAUAAUAUCUAGAUAUACCUAAUUUAAUACUUUUAUAGGGCCAUUCCAUUCCAUAUUAAAGAGCCUAUAAAUUCUUAGGAA
Messenger RNA from Adelges cooleyi (spruce gall adelgid), 1055 nucleotides. RefSeq lists its product as uncharacterized. NCBI's taxonomy places the organism in Eukaryota, Metazoa, Arthropoda, Insecta, Hemiptera, Adelgidae. Gene Ontology annotation, molecular function: lipid carrier activity; ABC-type transporter activity. Gene Ontology annotation, biological process: lipid transport; transmembrane transport. The transcript is spliced from 3 exons. Gene Ontology annotation, cellular component: membrane; intracellular membrane-bounded organelle. The record is from RefSeq and is a predicted model, not a curated record. Bases 138 to 641 code for a protein of 167 amino acids.